UGUCUCCCAUCCUGCCGGGCCUGGCCCACAUCCCCAGCCACUCUUCUCCCUGUCAGGCUGACUGGCAGGAACCAGAGACUGCCUGUGGAGUCCGGUCAGCUCCCAUCUGAGGAAAUGGAGAUGAAGCAUCGGCCCAACCCCACAUUCCUCUCUGCAGCAGAGAUCUCCAGAUGCUUUGCCGAGGGCUGACGGACCCCUCCCAGGACAGGGGGGUUGCAGUCAGGACAGGCGCUCUCCUACACCGCCUCUACAUUUGGGAUGAAGGGCCUGGGGACCAGGUCAACGGGGAGGAACCUGGCCACCAUGCUCAGUCUCAAGCUGCCUCAACUUCUUCGAGUCCACCAGGUCCCCCGGGUGUUUUGGGAAGACAGCAUCUUGUCUGGCUACCGACGCCCCACAAGCUCGGCCUUAGACUGUGUCCUCAGCUCCUUCCAGAUGACCAAUGAGACGGUCAACAUCUGGACUCACUUCCUGCCCACCUGGUACUUUCUGUGGCGCCUCCUGGCGUUGGGCAGCCCGGGCUUCCGCGCAGAGCCGUACCACCUGCCCUUGCUGGUCUUCCUUCUGCCCGCCUGCCUCUACCCCUUCGCAUCCUGCUGCGCGCACACCUUCAGCUCCAUGUCGCCCCGUGCGCGCCACAUCUGCUACUUCCUGGACUACGGGGCGCUCAGCCUCUAUAGCCUGGGCUGCGCCUUCCCCUAUGCCGCCUACUCCAUGCCGACCUCCUGGCUGCACGGCCGCCUGCACCAGUUCUUCGUGCCCACUGCUGCGUUCAACUCUUUCCUGUGCACCGGUCUCUCCUGCUACUCGCGGUUCCCAGAGCUAGAAAGGCCCAGGUUCAGCAAGGCUCUGCGCACGGCCGCCUUUCUCUACCCCUUCCUGUUCGACAACCUCCCUCUGUUCUACAGGCUGCAGCUGUGCUGGGGCAGGGCCCACAGCUGUGGGCAAGAGGCACUGAGCGCCAGCCACGUCUACCACCUCCUCUGUGCUCUGCUCACGGGCUUCCUUUUUGCAGCCCGUCUGCCAGAGCGCCUGGCACCUGGCCGCUUCGACUAUAUUGGCCAUAGCCACCAGCUGUUCCAUAUCUGUGCAGUGCUGGGCACCCAUUUCCAGCUGGAGGCAGUGCUGGUUGAUAUGGGAUCCCGCAGAGCUUGGCUGGCCAUGCAAGAACCCAGCCUUGGUCUGGAGGCCACCAUGGCCACCUUGAGCCUGGCGGUGACUGGGAACCUGCUCAUCAUCGCUGCCUUCACAGCCUCUCUGCCUCGGAUCCCCGAAACCUGUCCCCUGCUGCAGGGUGACCCGCUAGAAGCGGGUCUCCAGGCUAAACAGGAGUGAGGCCCGUCUCCGGGGCUGUCAUGGAGGGAGGCAGAGGCCGGGCCUCAUUGCUGUGGAGGAGCCCUGACAGGGGCCUGAGAAGGCAGAGGCUGUUCUGAGCCUGAACGGAGUGGCUGAAGAGAAGUCGGGACUGACUCGUGGGAGAACAGGACCCAAGAGGCGAGCGAAGGCCAGGAAGUGGAGACGGGUGCCCAGGCCCGAGCAGAGCUGGCAGGGUGGACCCUCAUGUGGCCUCUGCCCUGAAAUCUGCUCACCUCAGGUCAUCCUGAGUGCUUGUGAGCCAUCCGGACCACAUACCGCCCUGCCAGAUGGUGGCCCUUGUCAGCAACUGUGUGUCCACACACCAGCUGCCUGUCUUGCUCACCACUGUGACCAGGCUUCGCUGCUUCAUGUGUUUGGAUGUCCCCGGUGAUAUAAUGGUUAUGGUGGAGUCGCUGAGGGGAGGGGGCUGCUGGACUUUAGAUGACACCUCCAGUGUUACCCAUAACAAAUAAACUGGACUGUAGCUUUCUGGGA
Messenger RNA from Onychomys torridus (southern grasshopper mouse), 1851 nucleotides. It is a transcript of the gene Paqr6, whose product is annotated as progestin and adipoQ receptor family member 6. Gene Ontology annotation, cellular component: membrane. The coding region runs from base 259 to 1335 and encodes 358 amino acids. The transcript is spliced from 8 exons. Gene Ontology annotation, molecular function: signaling receptor activity. The record is from RefSeq and is a predicted model, not a curated record. Lineage: Eukaryota; Metazoa; Chordata; Mammalia; Rodentia; Cricetidae.